Messenger RNA from Nerophis lumbriciformis (worm pipefish), 1254 nucleotides. The record is from RefSeq and is a predicted model, not a curated record. NCBI's taxonomy places the organism in Eukaryota, Metazoa, Chordata, Actinopteri, Syngnathiformes, Syngnathidae.
AAAGAAGAAAAAAAACUGCUUGACUACGCAUGCGCUAAUGUCAUGGUGGAGCUUCUUCUUACUUCUGGUGAAAUUUGGUUAAAGUGUUGCUUUUUAGUGACAGACAUGGCGUGUUGGUAGCUCAUUUCUCGCAAAUAUCAACCUUAGGAAGAAGACUACGUCAUAGGGAAGGAAAAGCGGAAUCAUGACAACAAACGAGGAUCAAGAGAUGGAGUUGGAAGCUCUUCGCUCUAUCUAUGAGGGCGAUGAAUGUUUUAAAGAGCUUAGUCCAGUUUCCUUUCAAUUACGAAUAGGAGACCUGGAGGACUCCAAAUCAUUCAUCCUGGAUGUAACAUGGCCAGAGACGUACCCAGAGAUUGGCCCACAAAUCUCCCUUGAUGGCUUUUUUAACAACAGACUCGCUCCAGACACGAAGCAGCUCAUCCUAUCCAAGCUGGAGGAGCAAGUGGAGGCCAAUGUGGGCACUGCAAUGAUGUACACACUGUUUGAGUGGGCCAAAGAGAACCAGGAAGCCCUGAUGGAGAACCACACACCUGUAGUCACUGCUGUGACCUUAACGUCCAACAGUGAGGUGACAUUGACCACGGCGACUGCCAAAAAGAAGGAGAAGAGGGAGCAGCUGACCAAAGCUCAGAAGAGGAGGAUCAUCGGUCGAACAGACCACAAAGGGGAAUUGCCCAGAGGUUGGAACUGGAUCGACGUUAUCAAAGUAUGUUUUUAAACCUUCCACCACAACAUGGUACACAUUUAACAAAGAGCACAAUUGAUUUUUGUCUUGUAUGUUUUUCCUCUCUAUGCUCACUGUACAUCCAGCACGUAAGUGGAUCAACAUCUGAAUCGAAACCGGGUGAGACUGGUUCACACUUCUGUUGCAGUAAUUGUUGUUCUCCACUGUGUUGUAGCUGAGUAAGACAGGAGGCAAAGAUGACGAUUAAGCCCUAAGAGCUGCACUCUUGCUGCUGUCCAAGAAGGUUCUAGCAAUGGCUGGAUCCACCUUCCAAACUGUGGCAAACAGGACACUAGCUGUGCUCGUGAACAUCAGUAAGGAGUUACUGUGUCGGCAGGAUUGUCUUCUUGUUCAAAAUUUCUCCAACAUGAAGGUACUGAAUCCCACUGCCUACACUUUGGUCUGAAAGUGCAAGUGUUACAUUGAACGUGGUCAUUUUAAAACACAAUUUUACUCCUUUUGCUAUUUUCUCAUGUUUUUGUUUGACCUGAAAAUAUCUUGUACAUAAAUAAAACAUUUUGAAAGUA